UUCCAAUAAUUCUUCGCGUAAUCGUUCACUCCUGAUUUACCGAUUCUUCGUCCACCGUCCCUGCUUCUCAAAGCUGAAGGGAGCCAUUACUGAUUGCCUUCGAUCUCUUUCUGUGAAAGGAAAUUGAGAACGAUCAGAAACAGCUAUGCAGCAAGGAGAUUAUAAUUCAUAUUACCAGUAUUCUCACCUUCAAAACCCUAACCCUGUUCCUAACCCCAGUUCCAAUCCUAAUCCAAGUCCAACUUUAAUCGAUCACCACCAGAGCUCAUACGCAUCAGCACCACCAUUCUCCGCCAGCUACGCUCCCUCCGAUUACUCAGUUUAUCCCCCUAAUUAUACUCCCUAUCCUCAAAAUCCUGAUACUGUUCCUCCCCCUCCCACCGCUCCCUCAUACACCCCGCCUCCUCCGCCAGCGUCAGCAACGACGGCAGCCUUGAAGCCUAAUAGUCUGCAAUCUUCCUUCAACCCGCCACCACCACCUCAGCAACCGUCUUAUCCUCCUUAUGAUUCGCAUGGGUCCUAUCAGCCUCUGACCACUCAGCAAUCUUAUUAUCCACCGUAUGAUCAGAAUCCGACGGCCUCCAGUUACGUACCUCCUCCACCUCCUCCUUCAAUUGCACCAAAUCCUAACCCUAGUACCAAUCCACCAUAUUCCUCAUCGUACACUGCCCCGCCUUAUAAUCCUAUAGGAUCUUCGGUGCCACCUGCAUAUGAUAAUCCAUAUGAGAGUUCUCUAAAGUUUGACCACAGCGUUGGUUAUUUUGAUGAUAAGUAUGGAGGUUAUAGUCGCAGCGGAUCCGAUUUGGGGUCGGAUCUAUAUGGGAAGCGAGCAGAGAACAGGUACGAUCUGGGCCGAGAAGAUGCAUAUGGUGAUGGCGUUUAUGCUUAUGAAGGAAGCAAGGUGGAGCCAUACGGAGCCAGGGGCACUGCACCGAGAUCAUCAACGUGGGCCGGGUUUGAUGAUUAUGGGAGAGCGAUUAGCUUCCCUUCUGGGAAGGACUCGUCAGUUGGUUCAGCUUCUGCUAAGAUUGUUCGAGCGGUACCAAAGGCUGAGACGCAGCAGGACGUCAAGAGUGGGGUCCAAAAGUUCAGGGUUAAGCUGUUGGCUGAAAGCGGAGGCCAGAGCACCAUGGAUGUGCUUUGCCAGAUCGGUUUGGAUGGAAUCCGUAUGCUCGAUCCCAGUACCAACCGAACUUUGAGAAUAUAUCCUCUUGAGAACAUAACGAGAUGCGAAGUAACCGAUUCAUCUACCCUUGCAUUCUGGUCCAAGAGCUCUGUGGAUAUUGAACCAAGACGUAUUAGAUUGCAAUCAAAUAGUUACACUACAAACACUCUUCUUGACAUUGUGACAGCAGCAACUGUGCAGCUCAAGGAGAUGGGAGGAAGCAGGAGGCCUCCUGAAUCUUCUAGGACACUUGAGCAGGCCGCAGAGAAGAAGAAAGGGCUUGCUGAUUGGAUGAACUUGAUAAAGCCAGGCAAUGAGGAAAAAGAUCAUUGGGUCCCUGAUGAAGCCGUUUCAAAGUGUACAGCAUGUGGGACAGAUUUUGGGGCUUUUGUGCGCAGGCAUCACUGCAGAAAUUGUGGGGACAUUUUCUGUGACAAGUGUACCCAUGGGAGGAUUGCUCUUACUGCAGAUGAGAAUGCUCAGCCUGUUAGAGUUUGUGACCGAUGCAUGGCAGAAGUGACUCAGAGGCUAACUAAUGCAAAAGAGGCAGCUAGUAAACCUGUAGGACUGCAUUCUCAUGAGGAUCUUGCGAGAAAGCUUCAGGAGGAAAUGGAGAAAAAUCGCAAGGCAUCAUCAGGAUCCAAGUCGGACGGAUCUGGAAGACGGAUGAAAGAAGUUGCAUGUCCUACUUGCACUGUCCAUUUGCAGGUCCAGGUCCCCAGCUCGGGUUCCGAAACGAUCGAGUGUGGCGUGUGUCAACACCCAUUUCUUGUCAGUGCUCAUUGACUUUGCAUCUUGUUUUGCGGCAAAUGAUUGCGCCUACUCCAAAGUACAUGAAAAACGAAAUGCUAUCCCAAUAUAGAGGACAAAGUGCCACCGGACCUGAGUUUAGAAGACCUGAGUGUGUGAGAUUAUGUUGGGUGAAACAGGCGCCAGAGUUGUAUAUGGGUUUAAUUAUUUGCUCAUUUUCAUUCACAAUAUGCUGCGGAAAAAAUGUUGCUUGGGAUUUUCUGUGGGUUUGUAAUUUGGCUAUGCAUGUUUAUAUAAUCAAAUAAAAAGAUUUAUCCAUCCUUUUACAAUCAUGAAA
Molecule: messenger RNA, 2252 nt
Organism: Jatropha curcas
Lineage: Eukaryota; Viridiplantae; Streptophyta; Magnoliopsida; Malpighiales; Euphorbiaceae
Product: RING/FYVE/PHD zinc finger superfamily protein
Biological process (GO): multivesicular body assembly; intralumenal vesicle formation
Cellular component (GO): late endosome membrane; ESCRT I complex
Molecular function (GO): metal ion binding; ubiquitin binding
Source: RefSeq, a predicted model, not a curated record